UAAGCAUGCCUUCAAUGAUUGACGACGUCAUCACUUCUACAAGAGUCAAAAUAUUAGACAUUUGUAGACAGACUAAUAUAUAACAGGGCUUGUAUUGGAGUUUGGAGUUACAUUAUAGGAGGUGAAAUGAAGACUUGGACCAUUAACUUUUACCUACUCUUAUUAGCCAUUAUUAAUGGUCAUUGUUUUACAAUUUAUGCACCAAAGUUCUAUCACGAUAAAGGCCUCUUGGAUCUCACAAACACUCUCUUCAAAGACAGGUAUGAUAACAUGGAAGAGCCUUCGAUGAUAGACAAACGGACAGAAGAAACAUUAGCACAUUGUAUCCAGUUCCACUGUGGAGGAAUUGGCAAGGGCGGCCGAGGGAAGUACCUCAUGUGUCUACACAAUAGUGACUACUUAACCUAUGUUUACAGUAAUAAAUAUAGCACAACGUCAUACUUAUAA
Owenia fusiformis is the source of this 447-nucleotide messenger RNA. The record is from the annotation of a GenBank genome assembly. Lineage: Eukaryota; Metazoa; Annelida; Polychaeta; Sabellida; Oweniidae.